Molecule: messenger RNA, 925 nt
Organism: Alligator mississippiensis (American alligator)
Lineage: Eukaryota; Metazoa; Chordata; Crocodylia; Alligatoridae
Product: dual specificity protein phosphatase 26
Exons: 3
Coding region: 1-591 (196 amino acids)
Biological process (GO): protein dephosphorylation; negative regulation of MAPK cascade
Cellular component (GO): cytoplasm
Molecular function (GO): protein tyrosine/serine/threonine phosphatase activity; MAP kinase phosphatase activity
Source: RefSeq, a predicted model, not a curated record
AUGGAGCAGUCAGGGUCUGAAGAGAGUCAGAACCUUUCAAUCCAUGAACGCUUCAAACCUGACAUUCCUUCUAUCAGAGAGCUGGAAUGUAUUUUGGAUAGCUGCAGGAUGGAAUUAAACCAUGUGGAUGAAGUAUGGUCUAAUCUCUAUAUAGGUGACAUGUUGAUAGCACAUGACAAGAAGGAGCUGCGGAAACUUGGCAUCACUCAUGUCCUGAAUGCUGCACAUUCAGCGUGGGGAAGCAAAGGGGACCAAGGUUUCUAUGGCCCAGAAAUCCAUUACCAUGGCAUAGCUGCAGAAGAUUCAACUGAUUUUAACCUUCGCAUGCAUUUCUACCCUGCCUCCAAAUACAUUAACAAAGCACUGAGUGUUUUGAAUGGAAAAAUCUUGGUUCACUGUGUGCUUGGUAAAAGCAGAUCUGCCUCUCUAGUGCUAGCUUAUCUUAUGAUCUACCAUCACUUCUCACUAGCUGAUGCUGUAGAAAAAAUUAUCCUGCACCGAGCCAUUUUCCCAAACCGAGGGUUCCUGAAACAGCUGCAGGACCUAGACAUUGAACUGCGCUACAAAAUAAAAUUGUGUGAGCUUUUAUAACCUGAGGGAAAAGGAAAGAUCAGUAUUGGCUAAAUACAAAGGAAGCAUCCCAAACAGAAUCAUAAAGCAUAAUGAAGUAAAUGAUGAAAUUAACAGGGAGCAAAACUCAUGUGCCAAACUCUAUCCCAGCCCUAAAAGUUGGGAAGAUUUUAGAUCUGGCUCUGAAUUUCACAUCUUGCUCCUCUCUGUUGAGUUAAUUUUGGUUUGACCAACUCCGGGUAGAACUUUUUUAACUAACUUGGGCCUGCCUCCUUAUUGACCCUUGAUUUGCAUGCUCUACCAGUCUGGGACUGUUGUAGGAUUCUAGUUUCAGAGUAACCCCUCCUGAAGAAAA